Parnassius mnemosyne (clouded apollo) is the source of this 1047-nucleotide messenger RNA. The record is from the annotation of a GenBank genome assembly. Lineage: Eukaryota; Metazoa; Arthropoda; Insecta; Lepidoptera; Papilionidae.
AUGGCUGGCACAUUAAUUCGUUCGCUAUUUACCAAUUUAUCACUUUAUGGAACCAAUGCUACAAAUUUGAGAUCAGUACAUACUUCUGCUGUAUAUUAUGCGGCAAGAAAAGGCACCAGAGCGAAGGCUCGUGCCAAGAAAGUGAAAGUGGAGAUUACUAAAGUAGGAUUCAUUCCUCAUAACCAAAGAGGAAAGAAUAAGGCAGCUAAAGUAGUAGUAAACAAGCAUCUAGAUGAUUCCUUCAAGCAGGUGUCUAAAGAUGACGUGUACCCAAUGCGGUACUAUCGUUGGGUUGUGUACACUGCGGAGGAAGCAGUCAAAGCGCACCAGGAGACACACCACCCAACCAUGUACAACGUGCCAGAUGCACUUGUGUAUGCCAAAAUUGAAAUGAACAUGGAAGCCGUUAAAAAGAACCGAUAUCUAGAUAAUUUUACGCGUCUUACUUUGUUACCCCACUAUUUCCCACGAGAUGAAGAACGAACUAUACUCGCAUUUUGCAAAGGUCCUGAACUUAUCAAACAAGCCCUUGAAGCUGGAGCUACGACUGCGGGUGCCUCGGAGAUUGUAAAAAAAAUACAGGAGGGAGAACUAAAACUGUAUGAUUAUGAUUACAUAAUUGCUCACCCUAAUAUGAUCACCGAAUUGGUACCAAUACGCGGUCUGAUGAAAAAAAGGUUCCCCAAUAUCCGUAAUGGAACGUUGGACCCAAACCUCUGUGAUCUAGUCAAAAAGUUCGCAGCCGGUAUUCAGUUUAGAGUGACAAAGGACGAACAACAGGAAAACUAUGGGUCUGUGGAAGUGCCAGUUGGAAGGUUAAAUAUGGAUGCAAAGCAAAUUGCUGAGAAUAUUGAUGUCUUACUCAAGGAUAUUCAGUCUGCAAGACCAAAGAGAGAAGGACUUUUUAUUACAAGGUGUCUAAUAGUUAGUCCGCCUUCAACAGAAAAACUCAAAAUAGAUCCAUUUGUUCAUGUCGACCGUGAGUUGUCUAAAGAAGUACAAGAGGACAGUGAUGACGAAGAUGAAGCGGUAGCUGCGACUGCUUAA